Molecule: messenger RNA, 2318 nt
Organism: Anarrhichthys ocellatus (wolf-eel)
Lineage: Eukaryota; Metazoa; Chordata; Actinopteri; Perciformes; Anarhichadidae
Product: arf-GAP with GTPase, ANK repeat and PH domain-containing protein 1-like
Exons: 3
Coding region: 1507-1797 (96 amino acids)
Biological process (GO): activation of GTPase activity
Molecular function (GO): GTPase activity; GTPase activator activity
Source: RefSeq, a predicted model, not a curated record
CCCCCCCCCCCGCUUCACCUCCACUUCCUGUCCUCUCUGGGCGGACGUAACAGUUUCCAAAUGUGCCCACGUUGAGCUCAACAACCCCUCAAAACCUCCGAGGUCCAACUUAAGGGUCUGAACUUGUGCAGGAACUUACUAACUUUACUCAGCUGUGUCUUGAGCUUUAAGGACCUUUUUGUCCAUAAAAACUGCAAGAAGAAGACCGUGAGGAGCAGUUGAAAGCUCCAUUAUCUGUAGUAUUGGUGUAAGGAAUGGCUGCACCUACGGAGAAUCUCAUAAUCGAUCAAUCUGUUGAGUACUUUCAGAUUAUUAGAUUUUAGUUUUUAUUGGAAAAAGCUUCUUUCGAUGUUGUUAAGCUCGACCAGUUUGUCCAAUGUGAGAUUUAAUAUCUUUAUAAAUGUAAAAUAUUUGAGUUGAAACAAAGCAAAGACGUGUUCUUGGUCUCUGUUCCAGUGUUUUUAUGACAUUUUAUUUGUAUUUUAACAUAUAAAUAAAUGAACUGUUUGUAGAUGUUUUAUAAAUCAAACCCUCAUAUUUUGAGUUUUAUGAUUAUUUAUUAUUCAUGAUUAUUAUCCGUAGCAGGUUGUUUCCCGUUAAACAGCUGCUUUAGAGAAGUCACUCCGUCCACUGAUGGUCCCAUUGACCUCUGAGGCUUCUGGGUAAUGGAUCCAUGUGUCCCGCCUCCAGCAGGCCCUGAUUGUAAUGAGGCGGGGGGGGGGGGGGGUCACGAGGUCAGCAGUGGUUCAGGAGAACAGGUGUCCUUCAGUCCAUGAAGCUUGUUUCAGUUUGAGGAGAUUAGUUUUUAGAGGUUUGAUCAUAAAAGUCUGGAUUCAUGUGUUGAUCAAGAAUAUAUGAACCAGUUUAUGAAGCAAUCGUUUGACGUACAAGAAGCCGGUUUAAGGAACUUUAUAGGCUUUGAAUCGUUCUACUUUGGCACCAGUUUGAUCGUUACCUGAAGGAGAUGAAGGAGACUGUGGGGACAUCGAGGUGGUCACAGAGACGAACUGUAACAUGUUAGAGAUGUUUAAAUAAGCUUUGUUUUCAUCACAUCCAGUUCUUAGUCUCCGUUGUUGUUGUUGAUGUCUUUUGGUUUGAAGCUCAGAAAGAUAAAAGGUUUUACUUCACAUUCAUUUAAGAUUUUGUGACAUAAUUAAGUCGUCAUUUAACUUUAACAUCUCAUGUUAGGAGAGUAGAAACGGAUCCUGCAGGAUGACCAACUUGAUGUGUUCCAGUCCUGGAUUUUGACCUGAAGAACGAGACCUAAAAGAGAUUUAGAAACCAGCGUUCCCGUUGUGAAUCGGACUCUUCUUGUCUCCGACAGAACAAGAGGAGAACUUUGAGUUCACCAUCGUGUCUCUGACGGGGCAGACGUGGCACUUUGAAGCCACUUCGUACGAGGAGCGAGACUCCUGGGUCCAGGUGAUCGAGAGCCAGAUCCUGGCCAGCCUGCAGUCCUGUGAGAGCAGCAAGAACAAGUCUCGUCUGCCCAGCCAGACGGAGGCCAUGGCUCUGCUGUCCAUCAGAGGAAUCAGAGGAAACGGCCGCUGUGCCGACUGUGAAGCUCAGAACCCAGACUGGGCCAGCCUCAACCUGGGGGCCCUGAUCUGCAUCGAGUGCUCGGGGAUCCACAGGAACCUGGGCACCCACCUGUCCCGGGUCCGGUCUCUGGACCUGGACGAGUGGCCGUUGGAGCUCAUCAAGGUGAUGUCGGCCAUCGGGAACGAGCUCGCCAACGGCGUGUGGGAGGCCAACGCACAGGGGCGCCUCAAACCGGCUCCGGACGCCAGCAGGUAGGAGGAGCCUGUACCUCAGUUAAAAAUACUCAAAGUACCUCUGCUGUGUAUUUAGGGGCAGUACCGUCAGCUGCACAUAGGGGGCAGUGUUUGAUAAAAGAAAACAAACAUGGCGACGGCCAAAAUCCAAGAUGGCCAAAAACCAAGAUGGCGAUGGCCACAAACAAACAUGGCGACGGCUAAAAUCCAAGAUGGCGACAGCUAAAAAUCCAUAGGGGGCAGUGUUUCUCUCAGGAUGUGAUGCGCAUCGACCUCACAGGCUUGUUUCUGAGUGUUGUCUUGUAGACUACAGGGAUCGUAACAAAUGGGUGAACUUUAGCGUGACGUUGGUGUGUGUGUGUGUGUGUGUGUGUGUGUGUGUGUGUGUGAUUAUCGGCCGCUGCAGCUUUGGGAAGCCAGCAGCCAUCAUAACAAAUUAGAGCUGACUGCCAUCCACAGAAAGAUCGACUUCCCCGUCCUCGCCCUGCUCUCACCCCCCCAACGCUCAUUAGUCAACAGAAGCACCUUAUAACCACCCCCCCC